AGACGCAGAGAAUUCCUCGCUUCCGGUGGCGGGGACGGGAAGCUGGCUGAGGCGGUGUGAGCCCGGCCCCUAGCAGCCGCUUCGGACGUCCCGAGCCCCAACAGGCCUCCUUAUAGAUCCCGGGCGUCUCGUCUCCGUGUAGCCCACCAUGGUCCAGCUAACCUCCCUGCUCUGUAAAACUUACCGAGGUGGCCACGUGGCCAUCCGCCUGGCACUCAGUGGCUGCACCAACAGGCCCUUCUACCGAAUUGUGGCCGCCUACAACAAGCGUUCCCGAGAUGGCCGCUUCUUGGAGCAACUGGGCUGCUAUGACCCCCUGCCCAACAGGAAUGGGGAGAAGCUCGUGGGCCUCAACUUGGAGAGAAUCCGGCACUGGUUAGGCUCCGGGGCCCAUCUCACCAAGCCCGUGGAGAAGCUUCUAGGUCUUUCUGGAUUUUUCCCUCUGCAUCCCAUGACUGUCACAAAUGCGGAGAGGCUUCGACGGAAAAGAGCUCUUGAAGCCAGUUUAGCUUCUCAGGCAGUAAACACAGAGACUGGACCCAGCUGAGUGGUAUGAGAGGGCUCUGCAAGUGCAGUCAAGAAGCAGUUCUUAAGGGCUUAUUCAUCCCAGACACUCUGCUAAGUGCUUCAAGGAAUAUGGUACAUCUUAGUCGAAGAACUCUUUCUGUUUUGUUCUAAGGUGAAUAAAUGGAAUUUUCAGA
Messenger RNA from Trichosurus vulpecula (common brushtail), 701 nucleotides. RefSeq names its product mitochondrial ribosomal protein S16 (gene MRPS16). The coding region runs from base 149 to 547 and encodes 132 amino acids. Gene Ontology annotation, cellular component: mitochondrial small ribosomal subunit; ribosome. Lineage: Eukaryota; Metazoa; Chordata; Mammalia; Diprotodontia; Phalangeridae. The record is from RefSeq and is a predicted model, not a curated record. Gene Ontology annotation, biological process: mitochondrial translation. Gene Ontology annotation, molecular function: structural constituent of ribosome. The transcript is spliced from 3 exons.